AAUGGUUUGAAAUCGACGAAAAACUCAAGAUUCUAUUUUAGCCUAGUAAUUUAUUAUGCUGUCUCCAAGCCAGCAACUAGCUACGUCUAUACAUAUGAAGAAGAAGACGCGUUGUUUCGCUUACACAUCAUUCCCGCCGUCUGGUCUGACGCCGCCUUGCGCUGUCAACUCGAAGGUGGCGUUUUGGCUUCCCCUACAAGUCAUGGAAUGGCUCAGGCAAUGCUGAGCAAGAUGAAAGCACACAAGCUGGCUUCGAGCGUGUUCAUCGGGGCAACUGGCAUUCUUUCUAAGGGAGACUUCAAGUCAUUGGACGGAACGGACCUGGCUAAUACCGCGCUGGGAUGGGCUGCAGGGGAACCAAACAAUGCUAACAAUGCAGAGGACUGCUUGGCGAUGAACGAAGUAGGCGCCCUUGAGGACGUUAGCUGCUCGCGCUUGCUCCCUUACUUCUGUCGCAAGGAGAGUACCAAUAAAUGCAGAGUCACGCAUGUUAAGUCCCUGUGCAAUAACUAUGGGUACAAGUGGGAAUCUCACACUGGCAGCUGCUACAAGUUUCAUGGGGCCGCCAAGACCUGGCGCCUCGCCCUGGCCACGUGUCAUUCGGAGGGAGGGCAUCUGGCCAUCAUCAACAACGAGAUAGAGUCCAAACUGCUUAAGAAGAUAUACAAAGAAAACGUAAAAAAUAUUGAGGGAGCUAAAGAAAGUAGACAUGCUUUAAUUGGCUUCAGAAGAUGGGAUGAUGGCGAGUGGGCGACUAUACAUGGUGAAUCGCUGAUCAAUGCUGGAUUCAGCCAAUGGUCGCCGAGCGAGCCCAACAAUUCUGGCGGAGAAAAGUGUGGCUCCAUUCACGACAACGGACUGCUCAACGAUGCACCAUGCGACGAACCAUUCGCAUUUAUAUGUGAAAUUAGCCCUUAAUACACAAUAUCCUUUAUUAUUAUACAC
Cydia fagiglandana is the source of this 945-nucleotide messenger RNA. Its product is annotated as hemolymph lipopolysaccharide-binding protein-like. Gene Ontology annotation, molecular function: signaling receptor activity. Bases 208 to 918 code for a protein of 236 amino acids. The transcript is spliced from 6 exons. Lineage: Eukaryota; Metazoa; Arthropoda; Insecta; Lepidoptera; Tortricidae. The record is from RefSeq and is a predicted model, not a curated record.